UUCUGUCUUCAAUCUUCGCUUGCACACACACACAGUCUACAUCAGCACGCAAUAACAUACAACCAGUACUAAUUGCACCACCAUGCCUGUACCAGUCCCUGCUUCACCGACGCUUCACUGCAUCUUAAUUUCCAACAGUCAUACUCUCUUGGACGCAUCUCUCUUUCCCUCUCACAUCCCAACCAAUAGGGCCUUUGCGCCAUGUGAACCGAAAGAGACCGAUUCCUUUCCUCUUCCCCUGUAUACCCUUCGUACGAAUCCAGCCGGAAAGCAAACGUUCAUAUCAGGAGCGGAUCGAGGUCCUUUUGCUGCUGUUAACUGGUCUUCUGCCUCUGCUUCCCACUCUCAAUCUCCGUGUGAGAACGCAAAUGGGAAUAGCUUGUCAUUCUUCAAAUCUGCAAUGACGAGUGAUACUGGCUUACUCGUUGGCAGUCACGGUCUUCACGGGUUUUCGAAAAAGUUUCGCUUAAUCACGACCCUCGAGAUAAAUAAGAAGAUCCGACUCAUCAUGUACGCUCCCCCUUCUCCAUCUUCCGCUCCCGCCUCUUCAUCAUCAACAACGUCAACAUCAACAUCGGGAGGUUAUAGUACCUGGAAUCCACCACCUUUUCCUUCGAUUGCGUAUCGGACCUUGUUGGAUACGAUUGUUCUUACUGGAUUGCUCAUGACGGUUGGGACGGAAGAUAUCGUUGGAUUCUGUUCCUCAACUCCUAGUCCUAGUGUUCUGCCGGAAUCUGGCGCACGUCGGACUUUGGGUUCCUCUGCUGCCGGUUCUACCCGUUCACCCCGAGCUCAUUCCUCUUCGGCUCCUGAGCCUUCUUGUGCUGUCACUACAUCCGGCAGUGGGUCUGGAUCUAGAUCGAUGAAGGCGCCCUGGGCGCAUUGGGUCGUACCUGGUAAUGGUGACGGAAUGAGUGGAAGUACUAGGAAUUUGAUUGGAAGGAGGAGCAGGAGUUCGAGAGGGGAUAAUAGUGCAACGUCUAGUCAGACAUCAACGGAGACGAGCAAGUCGAGUAUGUCUAAGAUGUCCAAGGGGUGCUGCCUUGUCACAGACCGAGGAUGCUGUCGAGAAGGGAAGGAGAGGAAGAAAGAAGAUGGAAAGAGGAAGCAUUCUGCUGGGAUCCUGAAAUCGAUGCUGCCGAUGAUCUCCGCUUUCGCUUUGGGUCCUGGUGGUGGCCCAUUCGGUUCUUCGAUCACCACGACACCAUCUUCAUCUGUGCCAGAUUUUGAAGAGGAAAAGCAUCCGAUUCUGGAUCUCGGGCUAGUACGAGGAGGCAUGCGUUUGAUUACCAGAGAUGUGGUUCGGUUGGUGUUAGUGGAGGUCAAGCACGGAUGAGGACGUUGUCGGCGUCGAUGCUGGUUUCAAGCCCCAAACCUGUAUCUACGGGAUGGAGUUCACAC
Molecule: messenger RNA, 1401 nt
Organism: Cantharellus anzutake
Lineage: Eukaryota; Fungi; Basidiomycota; Agaricomycetes; Cantharellales; Hydnaceae
Exons: 5
Coding region: 83-1336 (417 amino acids)
Source: RefSeq, a predicted model, not a curated record